Messenger RNA from Laccaria bicolor S238N-H82, 726 nucleotides. RefSeq lists its product as uncharacterized. The transcript is spliced from 2 exons. The record is from RefSeq and is a predicted model, not a curated record. Bases 1 to 726 code for a protein of 241 amino acids. Lineage: Eukaryota; Fungi; Basidiomycota; Agaricomycetes; Agaricales; Hydnangiaceae.
AUGUGUGUUGCAGUUGACGAGUCGCCCAAAAAUUUUCGGGGUCCUAGUCGGGGUGCCACGUGGUUCAGGUCCAAGGAAGGUUCAAACAGUUAUAGAUCGAUGGAAGAGGACACAAUCAUUCAGCAGGCUCAGCUUGUCCCCCCUUCUAUUCAUGUCUACGCCCUACUAUGGCCCAGACGAGUCGGCGUACGAUAUUUUCCUGGAGCGAACAUUUUUGGCGGGGGAUGUGAUUUCUGGAACGGGAUACGGUUAGCACACGCAAUAUCCUUGUCUUUCCAGCUCACAACUGUCAUAGGCAUCCAAGUCGUCCUCUUUGUAUCCUGUGCGAGCAUUCUCUACUCGCAGUACUCCCGCUCCCUGCGUUCCUCCUCUUCCUUCUUAAUCAAGGGGGACACAAGAGCCCUGUCCCUUCUCCUCUACAUAACCCUCCUGUUCGUCAUCGAAUCGAUUUAUACCGCAGUCCAAGCACGCACUGUGCAAUUGAUGUAUAUCGAUAACCGAAAUUACCCUGGGGGACCGUGGGCUUACUUCCUUGCGAUGCAAAACCUCCCGGUUAACGUGAAUCGUCACGUGAUGUUCUACGCUACGCUGUUCGUGUUGACGUUUCUCUCAGAUUUUCGUGUACCCCACUUUAGUAUGAGAACGAACGGUGACACUGUCAUUCGGAUGUGCUUGAUCAAGGGGACGACUUGGAUCAAGGUUACAGCAAUUCAUGGCAAUGCUUAG